Molecule: messenger RNA, 1218 nt
Organism: Fusarium venenatum
Lineage: Eukaryota; Fungi; Ascomycota; Sordariomycetes; Hypocreales; Nectriaceae
Product: S-adenosyl-L-methionine-dependent methyltransferase
Molecular function (GO): O-methyltransferase activity
Source: RefSeq, a predicted model, not a curated record
AUGGUCCAUCCAAAAGCUGAAAAGGCACUCCAGGAGGCCAGAAAGCUAGUUGCACAACUCGAAUCAUACGAGGAUGAUCCCAUUACUCACCAAAGUGUCCUCGACCAGACAGAGGCUGUCCGCUUAGCCAUCCAGUCUCCUAUGGACCGAAUGACACAUCUGAUGGAGCAAGUCAGCUUCGGUGGUGCCCUUCAUACCAUAAUUGGAAUUCGCGCUUACCACGCCAUGCCCGAGGAUGGCAGUUCUAUCACCGCACAAGAGUUGGGACGAAUCACGAAUGUGGCCACGACAGUGAUCGAGAGAGUUUAUCGGGUCGCCAUCAAUCAUGGCGUUUUUACCGAAACCGCGCCUGAUGCUUACUCUCAUAACGACCUAUCACGAAUUCUGAAUCCGAGAGGCUUGGGAUCUUUCUUUCUUAUUGUUAUGGAGUUUGGUCGUGCAUUCAUACACCUGGCCGACUACUGCAAAUCACACCAGCCAGAAGACGUCUUCAACUUGGUCAAGUCUCCUGCUGUGUACUCAGUCGGAAAAGAGCAUCUCGGUAAAUCCUACUAUGAACUGCUAGAUAUGGACCCUGACCCCGAGCGGCGCGAACUUUGGAAUGCCAAUAUGGUGGCUGUUGACGAGUUGAUGCCUGUUGUUGGCAUGUUCCCGUUCGCUUCUCUGAAAGAGGAAGUUGAACAGGAUCCCGGUCGGCCAUUCUUGGUCGAUAUCGGUGCGGGUCGUGGACAAUCGUGCAUUGCUAUUCGCAAGGAUAUCGGCGAUGCCUUUGACGCCAAGUAUAUUCUACAAGACCUCCCAGGCGUCAUUGAUACCAUGGACCCAAAGGAAUAUCCAGAUUUUGAGCUGAUGACUUAUGAUGCAUUUACACACCAGCCUGUCAAAAAUGCCCGUAUAUACUUCAUGCGCCGUUUUCUACAUGAUUUCUAUGCCCCAGUAUGCAUCGAAUUUGUUAAGAAUACCGCAUUAGCCAUGGGCCCUGACUCUCGUCUUAUCAUAUGCGACCAGUUGAUCCCUGACACAGUAAAGGAACAGGAGAAUGCUGAUCUCUAUUGGCUUGACUUUGCUCUUCUUUGCAUGUCGGGCCAGGAAAAGAAGAGAUCCGAGUUCGAAGAGAUUUUUGAGGCGGCCGGUCUCGAACUUGUCAAGAUUUAUCCUUCUGCUUACGGAUGUACAGCCAUGCUGGAGGCCAGACUCAAGAGAACAGGGUAUAGGUGA